Messenger RNA from Malaya genurostris, 884 nucleotides. RefSeq names its product superoxide dismutase [Mn], mitochondrial-like. The transcript is spliced from 5 exons. Gene Ontology annotation, cellular component: mitochondrion. The record is from RefSeq and is a predicted model, not a curated record. Gene Ontology annotation, biological process: superoxide metabolic process. Gene Ontology annotation, molecular function: superoxide dismutase activity; metal ion binding. Bases 115 to 774 code for a protein of 219 amino acids. Lineage: Eukaryota; Metazoa; Arthropoda; Insecta; Diptera; Culicidae.
CAAGAAAUUUUUGGCAUCCCUAGUGCUUAUACCCAUGGAUGGGUAAUUUAUUCUUCCCGUGCUGGAUUGCUGAUAUAAAAGUCCAUCCAUAGGAAGGUUAGAACUUUUGAAAAGAUGCAAACAAUUCGUUCUUCUUUAUUGAAAAGAGCCUGGAAUGUUCCGGCCGUUUUGGGAUGUCGCGGCAAACAUACACUUCCGAACCUUCCGUACGAUUUCGGUGCUCUUGAACCUGUCAUUUGCCGUGAAAUCAUGGAGCUCCAUCACCAAAAGCAUCACAAUGCUUAUGUCACUAAUUUGAAUGCAGCUGAAGAGCAACUCCAGGAGGCUGUGGCAAAAAAUAAUGCAUCAAAGAUUAUUCAACUUGGCGGUGCUAUCAAAUUUAAUGGCGGAGGUCAUAUUAACCAUUCCAUUUUCUGGAAUAACCUGUCCCCAGAUCGAUCAGAUCCAUCGGCGGAGUUAAAAAAGGCUUUAGAGCGAGAUUUGGGAGGAUUGGAUAACUUCAAGAAAGAGAUGAAGGCGGCUGCUGUGGCAGUUCAAGGUUCUGGUUGGGCUUGGCUCGGUUAUAAUAAGAAAACAAAGACUCUACAGAUUGCUGCUUGUGCUAAUCAGGAUCCACUGGAAGCAACUACUGGUUUGGUGCCUUUGCUGGGAAUCGAUGUUUGGGAGCAUGCAUAUUAUUUACAGUAUAAAAAUCUGCGUCCGAAUUAUGUCGAUGCCAUUUGGGACGUAGUCAACUGGAAAGACAUUUCGGAGCGUCUAGCAAAAGCACAAUAAAUGCAUGUGCUUGGGAACGAAUCUGUAGUACUAGUACUUUAAUAUGACUUUAAAAAAUGAUUUCUGUACUAAUGAUCUAAUCUAAAAUACAUUUUGUUAUUGGCUCAUAA